Messenger RNA from Amaranthus tricolor (Joseph's coat), 2531 nucleotides. RefSeq names its product F-box/kelch-repeat protein At3g06240-like. The record is from RefSeq and is a predicted model, not a curated record. Bases 1065 to 2156 code for a protein of 363 amino acids. The transcript is spliced from 2 exons. Gene Ontology annotation, molecular function: protein binding. NCBI's taxonomy places the organism in Eukaryota, Viridiplantae, Streptophyta, Magnoliopsida, Caryophyllales, Amaranthaceae.
UUAACUCCUUACUCCUUAAUGUGCUUCCACGUCAAGAAAACAAAAAUAAUAAAAAGUCAAGUUGUUCCACUAUAUUCCAAUAAAUUAUAGAUAGUGCGACUCAUCUUGGAAAUUCCAGAAACAAACUUUUCUGCUUCUUCUGCAUUCUCUUCGUGUUCGUCCCUAAUUCAGUAGCAAUCUCGAAGGGUUAGAGAGUACGUGCGAAUGGGUCUGCACACAAACAAACCGAAAAUAAAAGGAAUAUAUAUCUGCUCCUUGAUUGAAAAAUUUGAAUUCUAUCAAUAUGAGUGUUGUGGAUUUUGAGAAUUAUAGGGAUUAUUAUUUGAUGAUGAAAUUUUCAGUUCGAGAUUCCCCCCCAUCCCUUUGGAGCUGUACCAAGAAUGUAUUUGUUUUCUACUAUAGUCCAUCCGUCUCUUUGAGAUCACUAUAGGUAGUGACAUGUUGUGAGUAGUAGCAAUCGCGAGAGUACUCAUUUGUGCUAAUGGGUCUGCAGUCUGCACACAAACAAACCAAGAAAAGGAAAUACAAAUAAUUUUGCUCUUAAAUUGAAUUGUCUUCUAUGCAAACCUGUUUUCCCUUCGGAACUCCCUUGCCCAAUUCCACCCCCAACACUCCUUUUCUGUGGAAUAAUAAAAUUGUUAAAAAUAAAUGAUGUACCUCUCUUGUUUCCUUUAGUAAUAUGAAAUGCAAUAGAUUUGCUCAGAUUCCAUACAACUAACUGUUUUUAUGAUUACUUUGUGGUGACUAUUAUGGUACAAGUGGGGCCUCAAAAUGAAGGGCAUAAAUAUUAAUAUUGCUCAUAAUAAGGAUGUUUUAGAGUAGAUUAGUUGGUAAAAAGUUUGCUCGUUUAUCCUCUUUACCCUCCAUGAAUACGAAUUCAAGAUGUUAAAAGAAUUUUGCAUAGGGCCUUCAAAACUUUUAUCAAUUUUCACUUCAUCCCUAGUUACAAGAGCAUUUUCUCAGUCAUUGGUCAAAUUUAUGAGUAUGAUUUCCUUUUCUUUAGUUGACACUUAAUCAGGAAACCAUUUUUUGAUUCCAACAGCCAGCCAGCAAUAGAUGAUUCCAUGGAAACAGGAGUUUUUCAUGAAGAUCUACUGCAGGAGAUUCUAAUAAGGCUACCAGCCAAGUCAUUAGUUAGAUUCAGGUGCGUUUGUAGGUCUUGGUAUUCACUUAUUGCAAGUCCAAGUUUCAUUUCAGCACAAGUGGUUCACAAAAAAAAAGCCAAAAGCUAUCAUGUACUUCUAAGAAGUUUCAAUAAUACAGAGAGAAAAUAUAAGUAUAAAUUGUGCAAUGAUGAUGAGCAUUUGGAUGAAAUUAUGAUAAUUGAUUUCCCGUUUGUGAGUGAACACAACGACUUUUUUAGGAUCGCGGGUUGUGUGAAUGGACUAGUAUGUUUAUCAGAUGAUAUUGUUGAAGUAACCGAUACUGUAAUUAUAUGGAAUCCGGUCAUUAGGAGAUUCCUAACCCUUCCUAAACUCGAACUGAAUGUAGACUCAAGUGAAUUGGGCCGAUCAGUUCUUGGUUUUGGCUUUGACUCUUAUAACAACGAUUACAAGGUUAUCAGGAUUGUGUAUCGUAAGAAUCCUGAUUUCGAAGCCCGCCAAAUUGAGGCGUUGAUUGCAAUUUUUAGACUUAGCUCAAGUUCUUGGGAAGUUAAUAGGUCUGCUUCAGUCCCUUUGCUUGAUACUCGACAAGCCUAUGUAAAUGGGAGCAUUCAUUGGUUGGCAUAUAACAAGCUGAUGGUCGGGUUUGAUGUGGAAUCUGAAGAAUUAAGAGACAUGACGCUUCCUAACUCGUUGAAGAAUGCUAAUAUUAGUGAUUUAACGAUUGCCUCAUGGUGUGAUAUGCUCUCUGUAUUUGAAAAUGGGUAUUGGUUUGGUAAGCUAUCUUUGUGGGUUAUGAAGGAUUAUGGUGAUCCUAACUCAUGGGUGAAACAGUUUGAGAUUGAAUCGUUUGCGUUGGUCAGAAGUCUUAGAAAAAAUGGAUGUGUUAUACUCGAAAGUAUUGGUGGCAAAUUGGUUUUGUACAAUGCUAACACCAAUCAAUUUGAGGAUUUUAAAACACAUGUUGAGGGUUCUGUACGUGGUUUUCAUAUGAAAUCAUACCUAGAGAGCCUUGUUUUGUUAGAUCGGUUGGAUGUGUACUCUAUUCCCUAGAAUAUGCAUGAAUAAAUUUGGACGAGGAGCUCUCUAUCGGUAUGGUUUGCCGGCUUUUAUCCCUUUAUAGAUCCUAAUCAUGGUUUCUACGAGCAGAUUAUACUAGGUUUGAUGAUAAUAUGAUGAAAUUUGGACGAUGCAGGAACUUGAAGGCCAAUUGUGUGCAGAUCUGCUAAAAAUAACGAUUUUAUUUGUAUUUUGAGAUUGUAUCUGUGUUCCAUUUUUCUUUAUGCACGAAAAGGUUAACACUUAAUACAUGUUCUUUAUUUUAGUGGGUUUUGAUUUGAUUUCUACUUUUAUUGGCAUGGAAAUGGUGUAUUAGCCAACACUCAUAGAUGAAUUAAAUCAUAUUAAAGGGCAUGAUGAAUGUUGCUG